GCCCUGGCUUGAGCAAUCCAGCCCUGUUCGAAAUACACAAAGCAAAAGUGAAAAAAGCAUACAAAAAUAAUAAAAAUUCAAUGAAAAGUUGCAUCUUUUCGCUGCAUUAUCGAAUUAACGGUACUGGGUGUACACUGCAAACAUUAAGUGCUGUAGAUAAAUAGGAAACAAAUCUCAAAUUGAAUCAAACGCAACAUAUAUAAACAAACCUCACAGCAGCAGCCACACAAAAUGGCCACCAGCGAGAUUUCCAGCUCCAAUGAGCGGCACUACUACGCAAAGCUGGAGGCGAUCAAGGACAUACGGGACAAGACGUUGACCCUGGAGAAGCUCAAGGUGCGCAUCAUCAAGGAGGUGAAGCUGAGCGACGACGAGGAGAAGUGCCUCGAUGAGUACCGCAAAGAGAUGGAACAUCUGCUCGAGGAGAAGAUGUCGCACGUGGAGGAGCUGCGUCAGAUCCAUGCAGAUAUCAAUGACAUGGAGAAUAUCAUCAAGCAGACCAAGGAGAAUCAGACGCGCUCCUUUGACAUGGCCAACCGCGUGUACGAGGAAUAUCUCGCUCUCAAGUAUCAAAUCGACCACAUGCGGCGUGACUAUCUAGGUCUCAGUCCGCUGCGGGAUCUGCAUGAGGAGGAGGGCAGUCCCAUAUCCAAGGAUCGCUUUCAAACCAAUUUCCUCAAGGUGGCCGCUCAAUCGGCGGCUGCUGCAGCAGCUGCAGCGGCAGCGGCGGCCGCCUCACAGCCCGCAUCCUUGGCCAGACCACAUGCUCGGCAUCCUCUGAUGGCGGAGGCAACGGUGACAGCAUUGCCACCGAAUGCAACUGGCGCUGGCGGCGGCGGUGGCUCAACGGUGCCCAGUGGUGGUGGCGGUGGUGGUGGUGUUGGACCUGGUCAUGCAUUUAUGCCACCGGCACCACCAGGCGCUCCCGGCAGUGCUGGCGCUGCCGCUGCCGCAGCUGUUGCUGCCGCGCGUCUGGGCAAGAGUGACUUCUCGGCACCACCACCGCCACCGCCGACCACAAAUCGGUUGCAGCAGACGCCAUCGAUCGGCAUCGGUCAUCAUCCGUCGUUCCGUUCCGACUUCAAUGUGAAUCUGAGGCAACAGCCGCCGCCAAUGAAAUCCUGUUUGUCCUGCCAUCAGCAGAUCCAUCGCAAUGCACCCAUUUGUCCCCUCUGCAAGGCCAAAUCGCGCUCACGUAAUCCCAAAAAGCCCAAAAAGAAGAAUAACUAAUUGCCAACAAACUCUCAAUAAUUCGCUUUGUAUGUGUUCCAUUUAAUUGGAAUAUUAUUUGUUUGUUUCUCAAUUUUAUUUUUUUUUUGUGGUCUUCAUGUACUUAUUUAUUAACCUAGCGACGGAAAAACAGUUAAGAGGCGCACAUUAAAAGUAUUACAUUUUUUUCUCAUAACCAUUAGAUUGUAAGAUUGCUAAAGAUGUUCUCAUAUUUUGUGUCAGCUAUGCUAGUAUUGCAAAUUAUUAUUAUUAAUAAGUUUGUGGACAUUCUACAUUUAAUCAUAAGCAAAAUACAGUGUCAAAUUGAACUAAACUACUUUUUUAUACGUGUAAGCAUUCAAUUAGUAAGUGAAUAAAACAACAUUUUUAAAUAGUGA
Molecule: messenger RNA, 1607 nt
Organism: Drosophila innubila
Lineage: Eukaryota; Metazoa; Arthropoda; Insecta; Diptera; Drosophilidae
Product: zinc finger C4H2 domain-containing protein
Exons: 1
Coding region: 232-1230 (332 amino acids)
Biological process (GO): positive regulation of neuron differentiation
Cellular component (GO): nucleus
Source: RefSeq, a predicted model, not a curated record